CGUUGUGAUCGCUUUGUAAUUCAGUCCGUUCCGUUGUCCAUAAUGGCGACUAUUUGUGAGAAUGGUAUAGAACAUGCGAUUUUCGCAAAUACACCGGUUACAAGCAAAAUGCCUGCGCAAGAAGUCGCAGUGCCGCAACCGCCGGCCACCGAGAUUGAAGAGAACAAUGUUCCUUCUUCGCAGCCGAUUGUAGGCAUCAUUUAUCCGCCCCCUGAGGUUAGGAAUAUUGUUGACAAAACCGCCAGCUUCGUCGCUAGGAAUGGCCCGGAGUUCGAAUCUAGGAUCAGACAGAAUGAACUGGGCAAUCCCAAAUUUAAUUUCUUAAACUUUGGCGAUCCCUAUCAUGCUUACUAUCAGCAUAAAGUAAAGGAGUUUAAGGAAGGGAAAGGGCAGGAGCCUACAGUAGGUUUAACUGCUGGAAAAACUGUUAAUCUUACCGCGCAUCAGAAACAGCAGGAAAUUUUGAAGCAAGUUGAACAACCGUUUGUGCCCAAAGAUCCACCAGUUGAAUUUGAAUUCAUCGCAGAUCCUCCAUCUAUAUCGGCUUUAGAUCUAGAUAUUGUGAAGCUAACUGCCCAGUUCGUUGCACGUAAUGGGAGGCAGUUCUUGACCAAUCUAAUGAAUCGCGAACAAAGAAAUUUCCAAUUUGAUUUCUUGCGUCCCCAGCAUUCUUUGUUUCAAUAUUUUACUAAACUUUUGGAGCAAUAUACUAAGGUAUUGAUUCCACCCAAGGAUUUGUUGCCGCGUCUCAAAGAUGAGGCAUUUAAUAUGGAUAAAAUCUUGGAGCAAGUGAAAUACCGCGCCGAGUAUUUAAAAUAUCAGGAGGCACAAAGACGUAAAGAGGAAGAGGAAUUAGAAAGAGAGAGAGUCGCAUAUGCGCAAAUUGACUGGCAUGAUUUUGUUGUGGUUGAAACUGUGGACUAUCAACAAUUCGAAGUCGGCAAUUUCCCAGCGCCGACGACACCAGACGAAGUUGGAGCGCGUGUCCUAAUGCAGGAACGUAUAGAAGAUGGUGAGGAUGUGGAAAUGCAAAUCGAUAGUGAUGCAGAAGAAGAAACGCAGACGCGCACAGACGGUGAAAAAGGCGAUCGUGCGAAAGAUAAUAAUCAGGUGCAAGAUAUGGAGGAAGAUUCCAGUGACGAAGACGACGUAUCUCCGCCAGGUGAUACUCAUAAAUCUAAAGAAUCCAAACCACGCGAAACGAGCAUGCAGCCUCCUCCAUUACCGCCUACACCAGGAAAUGUUAUGGUUAAGAAAGGAUACGAUCCAAAACAACAUGCUGCUAAAACUACUCGUCCUGUUGCUUCUGAUGAGUAUUUGAUGAUUUCGCCGCUUACACGCGAACACAUUUCUGCUAACAAAGUGCAAGAGCAUAUGCGUAUUGGAUUGUUGGAUCCUCGCUGGGUUGAACAAAGAGACAAACAUUUGGACAAACUUGCGCAAGAGACUGUGUUUGCGCCAGGCACAGCUAUUGAGGCAAGUCUCAAACAACUCGCCGAGAGGCGUACCGAUAUAUUCGGUGUCGGCGACGAAGAAACGGCGAUCGGUAAGAAGAUCGGUGAAGAGGACAAGAAGAAGGAUGAUAAAGUCACAUGGGAUGGUCACACGUCGAGUGUAGAGGCAGCAACGAGAGCCGCGCGCGCCAAUAUCACACUGGAAGAACAAAUUCAUCAGAUACAUAAGGUCAAGGGUCUCCUUCCUGACGAAGAGAAGGAAAAAAUUGGUCCAAAACCUGUAAAUCGCGCAACCGAGCUUUCCCACAUGGCUGCCGCCGCUUCGAAACCACAAGCUACGUUGAAAGCACCUCCGAAACCGCCCGCACCAAAGCCUAUACCAGUGCCCGCCCAACCUCCUCCACCACCGACCAUGAGUAUGCCAACUAUGGGCAUACCUCAGCCGAUGAUGCCACAGCCGCCGAUGAUGAUGAUGGCACCUAUGCCACCUAUGGCACCUCGACCACCACCUUUAAUGCCUCCAGCAAUGUCACCGUUUAUGCCGGCGCCACCACCGAUGCAGCCACCGAUGGCAUCCCCUAUUGGGUUAAAACAUCCUGCUAGUAAACCACUGGAAGAAGAACCGCAAGCUAAGAAACUGAGAACUGAAGACUCAUUAAUUCCAGAGCAACAGUUCCUUGCUAGAAAUAAGGGACCUGUACAAGUUAACAUCGCUGUGCCUAUGAUGACAGAGAAAGCUGAAUGGAAAUUGAAUGGUCAAACAUUGAAUAUUACUUUACAACUAAGCGAUACUGUGGCAACUAUGAAAGCGCUUAUUCAUGAACAAACUGGCAUGCCACCUGGAAAACAAAAGCUGCAGUAUGAGGGAAUGUUUUUCAAAGAUAACAAUACUCUUGCUUAUUAUAAUUUAACAUCGGGUAACGUUAUCAAUCUGCUACCGAAAGAGAGAGGUGGUAGAAAGAAGUAAAUUAAUGAAAAAAUAAAUAAGCAGGGAUGCUUACGUGAGGGCCACCCACGAUCUCCUCCAAAACGCUACAUUCUUUCGAUGUACUGGAAUCCAUCCAUAUGGGUGAAUGAGUCACGGAAAAGGACGUAGCAAAUUGUUCGUAUAAAAAUUUUAUGGGAUUUAAACACUGCAACCGACUUUGGCUGCCUUUGCCCCAAUAAACUGUGCCGUGUUGCUAAGUGUACAUAGAAAUGUAGAAAGAACUAUAUUAUACACAUUAUAGUACAUUUAUGUGUUUAUUUUGAUGGUUUAUGUGGUAUAUUUUUAAAAUAAUCGAUAUUAUGUUGAGUAUUACAUAUAUAUGCAUUACCUGCGCACAUCCAGAUAUUGCUACCACUUUACUAAAAUCGACACCGCAGACGCGUAAUUUAUCAAGUAUCAUAUCUAAGGCCUUAACCCACAUUAAAGAAGGCACUACCACGACAUGCGGUUCCUCUUUCUUCUGUAUAACUCCUCCGUAAGUCCUACAAUAUUUAAAUAUUCGCAUAUUAUAACAUAAAAUGCGCGCAACUACAUUUUUACUCAGAUCUCUUUAAACGUACCUAAAUUCUGGUAAAUCAUUAUCGAAUUGUACACUAGUCUCAUGAAGGACGGUUAGAUUAUCAUCAACUACUACCGCUUUCAGCUGAAAUUGAAUCAAACGCAAAUUCAACAUUUAAAAUAUAUUUUCGAAAGUAUUCUAUUUUUUUUUCCAAAUUUUACAUUAUUAUGUUUUAUACAUAAUAUCGCACGUGCAACUAUUUUCAUUUAUUCUUUGAAGUGCCCCCACGAUAUUAAUUAUCGGCUCAAUAUUUCUGUAUCUCGUCACAUUCUGCAGAUAUGCUUCCCUCGCGAAUAUCAAACGGUUCGUGUGUUAUCGUGCAUUAGAUAAUAAUGACCCGGCAACGUCAGAGCGCCUCGUGACGCUUCGACUCGCUCGUUUUUUCUGCAUAGAACCGUUGAAUACUUUACAAAACGAUCAUUAUAUUGACACGCUUUGUGAAACGGGUAACACGCGCGCGUUGAAAAAACUUUCGGGUCAUCACUAUUUGAAGAUAAUGAAAUUCGUAAACAUACUUUGUAAGAUUAUCGCUCUCAAAAUGAAUAGAGACAUGGAAGACGAAAUAUAAUAAAACAAGCAAUCGAUAAUUGAAUUGUAUAAUAAUUGAAGGAAAAAAUUUGUGAAAAUCACGAAUGAAGAAUAUAUGUGGAUGCUGCAAUAAAAGAUAUUUCUCGGUUCACAAACUCUCACAUAGAUGAUCAGUAUGGAAAUCAUCGCAUCUUAUUAUUUUUUUAAUUACAUCCGAUGUGAUAUCGUUCUUGGAAAACAAAAUCUGCAUCGGGUAUAAUAAAUAAUAAUAUUCUCUGCAUAAUCACAAGUCAGAUAUCAUGAACCUAAUGAAAAAUUCUUCCAUGAUUACUCUCCACGAAAGAUUUCCUUUCCUCAAGAAACCGAUAUAACUUUGACGACUCCGAUGCUGUAGAAAAACAUCUUACGUUACGUAUCAUUUUACAUCGUCUCAUUAUUUUAUUAUUAUUAUCAUUAUUAUCUUAUAGCAAAUUCCGCCUCUCCAAAAAAAAAAAAAAA
Formica exsecta is the source of this 4027-nucleotide messenger RNA. It is a transcript of the gene Sf3a1, whose product is annotated as splicing factor 3A subunit 1. The transcript has 13 exons. The record is from RefSeq and is a predicted model, not a curated record. Gene Ontology annotation, cellular component: U2-type prespliceosome; catalytic step 2 spliceosome; U2 snRNP. Gene Ontology annotation, molecular function: RNA binding; protein binding. Gene Ontology annotation, biological process: mRNA cis splicing, via spliceosome; regulation of alternative mRNA splicing, via spliceosome. The coding region runs from base 43 to 2421 and encodes 792 amino acids. NCBI's taxonomy places the organism in Eukaryota, Metazoa, Arthropoda, Insecta, Hymenoptera, Formicidae.